Molecule: messenger RNA, 3195 nt
Organism: Rhopilema esculentum
Lineage: Eukaryota; Metazoa; Cnidaria; Scyphozoa; Rhizostomeae; Rhizostomatidae
Source: RefSeq, a predicted model, not a curated record
AAGGGAGUAUCCUAUUCUCUACAUUUUGACCACGUUUUAGUUAUUCGAUGAUCAAAUCCUUGCCUACAAUGCUUUACCUACAAAGUACGUUGAGCAUUCAGCGAUUUGUGUUGCAGUUUAUAUCUUUCAUUGCUUUUCAAAUUAGAAAUUACUAAUUCCGCCCCUUCCCCCUAGAACAUCAAUGUUGAUAAUUUAGAGAAAUAUCUUAAAAGGAGCGCAAAAGAAAGUGCUUCCUAAAUUCCUAACCCGUUUCAUAGUAAAUCAACAUUGUGCCGUGGGGAAAGGGGGAAGAUUGGUUUUGACUUUGCAAACUGACGUCAGCAUUCCAAGACUUUUGGCAAGCAUUGUAGUUUAGUCUGUUUAUUUUUCCUUAUUUAACAGUAGUUUGCGAACUCGAAGCGGCCGGUACAACGCGAAUAACAAGUUUAAAAGGUGAGACGUCACGUAAGAAAGUUUAAUAUCGCAGACAAAAAAUGACACCACGUGACUAUAAUAUUGCCCGAUGUAAGACAUCUGUUGACUGUUGGCUUUUGUAUCAAAUUUCUUUUUUCAAACUAAGGGCAAUCUCAAAACAUGUCACAAGAAGCCCAAGUGGUCUUCGUUCUAACGAGACAUCAUCCACGUCUUAACUGUGACAAGAUCUUAACUGCGUUUCAAUUAUUCACUUAAUCGUCUUUCUUCACACAUUUUCUUUUGAAAGAACCUUUUUGGUAACAAAUAUUUGAUAUGUAUUUUUUCAAGCUAUAUGUUUGUUUCUCGAAAUAACCACCCAGCAGUCCUCCCUCCACCCUCGCAUCCUCUGAUUACUGCCAUCCAAGCUUUGUAAAAGACCUACGGCUAACAAGGAUUUUAUUCGCCUUCGUUGGUGAUAUUAUAUAAUAGCACGGUAGAGCGGUUAAGUUCGCAAGUGCAUCGCAUCCAAUGGAAUUCUGUUCUCACCUUUGUUACUUGUGAGUGACAUCAAAUAGAGGCUGUGUCUCCUUUGCAGUUUAAUUGUGUACAUAAGAGCAACAAUAUGAUGUCUGGUAGUCAAGCCCCCAAAUGAAAGUCCAUGUAGGUAACGCUGCCUCAGUUACUGGUUAUUCUUUAUAAUUUAUGGUAAUUGCAUUUCAUUUAUGGGUCGGUUGUUUCUGUCCAAGUUUGUUUGUGAUUUUGAUGAAAGAAUGGUUUCACAAUUGAUUGCCUGUGAUUACGCGCAGCUACAGGUGUCGCAGGGUUGGAGUUACUAAUCAAAGAUGCGAGGUCGACAAGAUGAUCGUUUCUCGACUCAUGUUUUCUUGAUAUUCGCAUCAAGAUAUCUAUAGACCCAGUGAAACAUGGCUAGUGAAGUUUUCGAAGUAAAUUAAACAAUGUUGGUCCACGUCAAGAAGAUUACAGUUUUUCUUUUAGCAUUUCAUGUGAUAUGCGAAGGUCGCUCAUUGAAAGAAUCGUUUCGAAAGAAGAACACCAAGCUUGAAAGCAAAGGAGGCCAUGCCUUCAGCCACCAUGAACGACCAAAAAAACAGCCUGUUAAGAACGCACGCGGAAAAGGCAAAAGUUCUUUCGACUUUGAGUAUGAUGACGUCAUAUCAGAAAACGGGAUGAGAGGAAGUGACCCGAAAGAUUUUAUGAACUUUUACAAUCCAGAAACAGCACUUGAAAAAUUAAAAAUUAGGCCUGUAGAUGACAGUCAUUCGGUCAGUGUGAAAGGGCCGCAUUUGAAUUUUGACUACUCUUUCCGCGAUACAGAUCAUCCUGCGCAUGAGACUCGCAAAAGAGUCGAUUCUUACGCUGGUGAUAUGAUAGAUGAUGAAAAUACUUUAUCAAAGUUCAUUGCACCUCCGGUCUUUGAGAAUCACAAGAAGAAAGCUCACGAGGACGCAGCUACCAAGAUGCUUUACGGCACACCCGAGGCGCAGAGUGCUGAGAACGCUAACACGAAAACUCUGCUAGCGAGCUUGAAUUCGCUUAUGUCACCAUUGGGAUUCUCGCGUGAUGAACAAGAAAGAAAUGACGAAAUGGAGGGUGAUCAAAGGGGAAGAAAUGUUGAGUACAAUGGCAAGUAUAAAGUAAUGAACAACAACAACGACCAAGAAGGUAGUGAGACACGUGACUAUAAAAACGAUGAUUAUAGCAGAUUCUACAACGAGGAUAAAAAUUAUGGAAAAGAGGACAAAGAUGAAGAUAGACAUUAUUUUGAAAGACAUGAUUAUGAUGAUAGCGCGCGGAGAUAUAACGAAAUUGAAGAUGAAGCACGUGAUAAGGAUGAAGCACGAGAAGCAUCUUAUCAUAAACAGUGGAAGGGAGAUUAUGAUCACGAUAGUGAAGAUGGAUAUGAUGACGAAAAUGAGAGAAAAGCAUUUGAUCACGAAGGUGAGAAUUAUAAUAAUGCAGAGACAAGAUCACAAGAUAAUCAUAUAGAGAGAUACAGGGAUGAGGAAGAACGACCAGAUGGUCAUUUCAAUGAUCGGGAGAACGAACACUACUCUAGGUAUAAUGAGGAAAAUCAUAGCGAAAGACAACAGAGUGCAGAUCAGUUGGGAGGGAAGCCAAUUGAGGUUGUCCAGGAUGAUAAUGGAAAACUGCACCCAAUGUCGAAUGACAUUUCAAAGGAGGAACUUAAUAAAGAAGUUCAGCAUUACGUGCAUGGGCCACAUGGAGAUUGAAGUUAAUUAGUAGCACUAUCAUUGAAGUGACGAUGAUACCAAAAAGAUUGUGAUGAUGAUUAUUAUGACCCCUACUUCAGUUAACUAGAGGGUUCUUGAAAAUCUAUUACCCUUCUCAAAAAUGAACACAUAGAUCAGUGUUAUAACCAUCUUAAGGCUAUCCUCGUGAUGACGAACUUGCGAUCAUGACAAUUAUUGUCAUCACAAGACAGUUUUCGAAAGUUCUUAUUUUCUCUGUCGUUUUAAAGUAAGGAUAUUACGCAAGGCAUGCGAAAUUCAGUUGUUUAAUUGUGCUUGUGUAUUUCAGGUACUUAAGAAGAUGCCUUAUAGUUUUAAUAAAAGGUUCAUUAUAAAUAAUGUGAAACAAUUCAAGUGGAUUAGAUAGAGGUAAUUGUAAUAAAGACUUCAGGAUUAAGUGAUUUAGAUAUAUAGGAAGAUAUAUAGGACAUGGUUGUCAAUAUAAGUAGUUAUUUUUGUUUUCAUGUAACGUAGUUAUUCAAAUAGAUAAGAACAUAUUUGAUGGCAUACAUUACCUUAAAAGUUCAUUGAA